Messenger RNA from Clupea harengus (Atlantic herring), 1384 nucleotides. RefSeq names its product E3 ubiquitin-protein ligase RNF19A. NCBI's taxonomy places the organism in Eukaryota, Metazoa, Chordata, Actinopteri, Clupeiformes, Clupeidae. The record is from RefSeq and is a predicted model, not a curated record.
AGUAAAACACACAUGCUGACAGAAAACACAGUUCUGUCUCCAACUUUACAUUUGCGCAUUGAGAGGAGACACAGCAUUAUCACAAGAUGUCGACACAACAAGAAGAGGAUGAAAAAAGAUUUGAUCCAGCCGACACUACACUGAAAUUUGUCACAAGGCCAGAUGAUAUAACUCUGGAUGAUGACCCAGACACCCUGAGGGCUGAGAUGUCCUGUGGCCAUGCAGUCAAUCCACAGUCUCUCACUGCCUGGUGCCGCAGUCUACUGGACAAGGGACAAUACGAAUUUACUUGUCCAGCACUGGUCGAUGGCACAAUCCAGAAGUGUGAGAAAGAGUGGCCUUACACAGAGAUUCGCAAGCUUGCUUUGCUAACAGACGAGGAGCAGAAGCUUUUUGAGGAAAAAUUGCCUCGGCUGGCUGCUGCUCGGUACUGUGAAUACAAAUCAUGUCCCGGCUGUCAGACAUUUGUGGAGCGAAGAGACCUGACCAACUUGUCUGUAAGCUGCACAAUUUGCACAGCGGAAAAAGGACACACCUUUGAGUUCUGCUGGCAGUGCUUAAUAACAUGGAAAGGACCUGCUCCUCGCUCUGACAAGUGUGAAAAUGAGGAAUGCAUCAACCCAAACUUGAAGACGCUGGCCUCGUGUAUUACCAUAACUUUAUCUCAAGUGUCAACACCAGAAGGAAGUGCAGUGCAGUGUCCAUCUUUACGUGCCUGUCCCACGUGUGGUUUAAUUAUAGAGCAUGAUACAGCUGACUGCAAAAUGAUCACAUGCACUCAAUGUCAGAAGGAGUUUUGUUUUCUCUGCUUGAAACUCAGGGAUGAAUGUUUGAUGUCCAGUGGUCACUUUAGUCUUUGUACUGUAGCUGAGAAGCAGACUUCCAUCCCAUCAUGGGUGAAGUAAUCUGCGGGUUUACAGUUCAAAUAAACACCCCUUUCAAUAUAACUCUCUGUUCACAAGAUCACUUGAUAAGAUGUGUGGUAAAACUUUUAUGCAGCUUUAUUUUCAAGACAUUUUGGAGGAAAAGACAUUUGCCUCAUAACCGUCAUAUAAGCCUAAUUGCCUAAUAAGUAUUAAUUGUUAUUUGUCUUAUAAUAGAAAUAAAGUUUGGCAUAUCUUUUAUUUGCAUUUGAAAUAUGUAGGCAAUGUAUCUUUGUGCAUUUUCAUAUAGCAGCCAAUAAAGCAUUGCGUAAAUAUUCACAUAAUGCCAAUGGGGAGCUAACAGAUACUUCAGCAUAAUGUUCAUUUUAGCUCGUGAACAGAUACUUCAGCAUAUUGUUAAUUGUUAAACAGAAGAUUUCAAAUCUGGUUGUACUUCUGAAAAUAUGUGUGUAUCUUUUAUUAUUGUUAUAUGAAUCAACAAUCAAUAAACAUUUUUCAUU